This is a messenger RNA of Cygnus atratus (black swan), 4036 nucleotides long. It is a transcript of the gene MTMR6, whose product is annotated as myotubularin related protein 6. Lineage: Eukaryota; Metazoa; Chordata; Aves; Anseriformes; Anatidae. Gene Ontology annotation, biological process: dephosphorylation. The transcript is spliced from 14 exons. Bases 85 to 1953 code for a protein of 622 amino acids. Gene Ontology annotation, molecular function: phosphatidylinositol-3,5-bisphosphate phosphatase activity. Gene Ontology annotation, cellular component: nuclear envelope. The record is from RefSeq and is a predicted model, not a curated record.
GCGUUUCUAAGGCGACGCCCGGCCCGGCGGUGACAGUAGGAGGAGGGCGGCGGGUGGUAGCGGACGGGUCUGCGUCGGGCCGUCAUGGAGCACAUCCGCACCACCAAGGUAGAGCAAGUGAAGUUACUGGAUAGGUUCAGCACCAGCAAUAAGUCUCUGACAGGAACUCUGUACCUUACAGCAACUCAUCUGUUAUUCAUAGAUUCAAGCAGGAGGGAGACUUGGAUAUUACAUCAUCACAUUGCUGCAGUGGAAAAACUUCCCUUGACUACUUCUGGCUGCCCCCUUGUCAUCCAGUGCAAGAACUUCAGGAUAGUUCACUUUGUUGUUCCCAGAGAGAGAGAUUGUCAUGAUGUUUAUAACUCUUUGCUUCAGCUGUCAAGAACAGCAAAAUACGAAGAACUGUAUGCCUUCUCCUAUAAUCCAAAGCAAAAUGAAUCUGAGCAAGUGAAAGGUUGGCAGCUUAUUGAUCUAGCAGAAGAAUAUAAGAGAAUGGGAGUGCCAAAUGAUUACUGGCAGUUGUCUGAUGCAAAUCGUGAUUAUAAGAUUUGUGAAACCUAUCCUAGAGAUCUUUAUGUUCCUAGAACUGCAAGCAAGCCCAUAAUUGUUGGUAGUUCCAAGUUCAGAAGCAAAGGAAGAUUCCCAGUGUUGUCCUAUUAUCAUAAGGAUAAAAAGGCUGCAAUUUGUAGAUGCAGUCAGCCUCUCUCAGGUUUCAGUGCCAGGUGCCUGGAAGAUGAGCACAUGUUGCAAGCAAUCAGUAAAGCAAAUCCCUCAAAUCGCUACAUGUAUGUCAUGGACACCAGGCCAAAGCUUAACGCAAUGGCAAACAGAGCUGCUGGGAAGGGCUAUGAGAAUGAAGACAACUACUCUAACAUUAGGUUCCAGUUUGUUGGAAUUGAAAAUAUUCAUGUAAUGAGAUCCAGCUUACAAAAACUCUUGGAAGUCAGUGGCACAAAGGGUUUGUCUGUCAACGACUUCUUGUCUGGUUUGGAGAGUUCUGGAUGGCUGCGUCAUAUCAAAGCUGUGUUGGAUGCUGCUGUUUUCCUAGUUAAGGCAAUAGCAGUUGAGAGUGCAAGUGUAUUAGUGCACUGCUCAGAUGGCUGGGAUAGGACUUCACAAGUUUGUUCUCUUGGAGCUCUCUUACUAGAUUCCUAUUACAGAACAAUCAAAGGGUUCAUGGUUCUGAUAGAGAAGGACUGGAUUUCUUUUGGGCACAAGUUCUCUGACAGGUGUUGUCAGUUGGAUGGUGAUCCAAAAGAGAUCUCGCCAGUGUUCACUCAGUUUUUAGAAAGUGUGUGGAAUCUGAUGGAGCAGUUUCCACAGGCCUUUGAGUACAAUGAAGCUUUCCUUCUUCAGAUCCAUGAACAUGUCCAUUCGUGCCAGUUUGGAAACUUCCUUGGAAAUUGCCAAAAAGAGCGAGAAGAACUAAAAUUAAAAGAGAGGACAUAUUCCUUGUGGCCGUUCCUUCUGGAUGAACAAAAGAAGUACCAGAAUCCUCUGUAUAGUCCAGAUUUUUCUCCAGAACUAACUCUUUUGGAGCCUAAUACAGUGUCAUUCAAUUUUAAGUUUUGGAGAAAUAUGUACCACCAGUUUGAUCGAAGUAUGCAUCCCAGGCAAUCUGUGUAUGACCUUAUCAUGAACAUGAGUGAACAAAAUAAACAGCUGGAGAAAGACAUAAAAGAACUGGAAGCUAAAAUAAAGCAGAAAAAUGGGCAACCAGGUGCAGUCCUUAUGAAAGAACAUCAGCAGUCUGCUCAUCCUGCACCCAUGGUACUGAAAACCCCUCCGUGUUUCAAGAAGGAGCAGCCACUGAUCCCUGUGAAUGAUGCUGUAAGAACUAUAGAGGGCAGCAACACAGCGGACAAUCGCUACAGUGAAUUCAUGGAAGAAUUUUCAAAAGCUGAGCCUGCUGUUGUCAGUUUAGAGUAUGGAGUGGCCAGGAUGACCUGUUGAAAUCUGGCACGGCGGUUCUCUCUUCUAGCCUGGCUGAAUUAAGACAUUUUGAGGAUGGGUCUGUGCUGCAUGACCAAAACAUGAUUUGUAUAUUGGCAAGUUUUGUUAAUGUAGGCUAGAACAGCAUGCUAAUUGUCAGGUGUUUGCUGUUCUUAUAUAUAUAUGUAUACAUAAAAAAAAAAAUAGUUGUAUUUUAAAAGAAAAAGGGGCAUUUGGUAAGUAGUGACUAAAAAUUGAGGAGUGGUAUGUCUUUGGACUUUGGGCCGGUUUGCACUAAAUUAAAACAGUAAUCUUUAUUCAGUAUAGGAAAACACAGGUGGUCUUUCAGGUGGUAUUUCAUGUUGAUUUUACUUGGGCGAGAAAACUUGAACUUUGUAUUUUGGGGACUGAAGCUACAAGUGUAUAUAUAUUGCACAUAAUACAAAUAUGUAUGCCCUUGUUAUAUAUCACCCAGUACUAAUUUUCAAUAUAUUAAGUGCCAUGGGAAAAGUAUUUAAAAACAUUAAUAGUUGGCCUUAAACCUGUUGAUCAGUAAUAUUGGCGUCCAUGACUACUGCACUCUGUAAACUGACUCUGUUUACAUUGUAUUUGUUCAAAUUGUUCUUUCCUUAAAACCGGACUGAAUACAGGGAAUGAAGCAUGCCUAAGCUGGCACAGCCUUUCAGCAAAUUGCUGUUUGAAUGUCAACUUAUUACUGAAGACUGUUCUUUCUUCCGGUUCCUCUGUUUAAAAUAUAAUAGAUCGGCCUGAUUUUUGCUCUCUAGUAGCUCAGUAGAUUUGAGCAUAAUUGGAAGUAUGGGUUAUGUAUGAUCUUAAAUGUUUUGAUUGUGGUAAGGUGUUUAAAUUUAGAAUAAAGAGUAAAACACAUAAGAAAAAAAAUUUAGCCAAUAUCUGAACGGAACUUGACUACUCAGGUUGCCCAGCACGCAGUUAAACAGUUGUUUGAGUUCCAAGAGUGGAAGCAGGAGUUCUAGAAUUAGUCUACUGACAUUGUUCCUGAGUACAACAAAAAUAUUUCAUUUAUGUAUCUGAAGCUCAUAAGAAACUGAGUGCCUCCGAGAUCUUUCUCUGGGAGAAAAACUUCAUAAUUAGUGAAGCCUCCCUCUUAUCUUGUAAAAACUUGUCCAGCCUGUACAUUUUAAAAAUAUUCAGAGUGUAGUGAAACUGCAUAUGUAAUUAUAUAAAAUCUUCAUCUAGCAGGAUACAGUAGAAAUUCUGACAAAAAAGUUGAUAUAAUAUAGAUUUCCAUGUUUGUAGCCUUCUAGUAAGGGAGAAGGUUUUCAUCAACUUUUAUCUCAUGACAUUUUCUGAGCAGGUAACAGAAAUAUUCAUAUUUGGGUAUUAAGAUCCCUAGGUAUGGUGUUGGAUUAAUGCUACUAGCUUUUUAUCUUUGGAUUUAAAUCCUUUUUGGUUAUAAGUGAAAAUGAGUUUAUUCCUAUCCUAAUCCCUAAAGUCUGUUUUGUUAAAAUUACUGGUCUGUGCCCCACAUAACUUGAUGUAACUGGCAGCGUUUCCCUCCACAUCAAAUUAGAUCCAGUAGUAUAUUAACAAGGCCAAUAUACGUCAUGAUCAAGUUGCACUUGUGAAGUUGUAUGGGUGAAGUUAACUGUGGCCCCUGUAUUUGGUGAGUAUAAUCCACUAUUGUUUGUUUAAAGCCUAUAAAUGUAAAUAAGUGUUCAUAAGUCUUUUUAUUCCCAAAGACAUAAUGUAAUCUUUAAAAUACAUUGCCCAGUCAUUUAAACAUGGUUAAUUUUUUUCCACUACAAGUUUUGACUGAGUUUCACAUUUGCACAGUGGUGCCUUACAGGGUUGCAGCAAGCGAGGGUUUUGUGCCUUAUUUGUUGUCUACCCAUCACCUCCUGUAUCAAACUGGUUCUGUGGUUUUCCUCUGAAAAAACAUCUUGUAUUACUAAGCUUGUGUUGCAUCUCACUAUGGAAACAAACAUCAUUGACAAUAUAGGCAAGUGUUAUCGGUUUGUAGUUUGUUUUAAUAUUUAGCUGCUCUGGUAUGCCAUGUAUAUUUUUUCAUAUUUAUUGUUUAGAGUUUAUGGAUUCAAAAGAUAAUAUUAAGCUUUUUUGCAAA